AUGAAAUUGGCCGCUAGUUUUGUGCCGCUGACACUACUGCUCUUGGGCGCAACGACUGUACCAGCCAGCGGACCGGACCUGAGCUUUGGCGAUGCAGACUUUUCGGUGCAGUACUUCAAGCAGUCGUACAACGCGUCCGGCAACUUGAUCGUGUCGCCGGUUGCUGUACGGCUUGCGUUCUCCGCAUUGUAUCAGGUGACAGACAAUAGGACGCGGGAAACCGUACAGCGUGCCUUCUAUCUACCGCUAGACACUAGCGACGCCCGUUCAAACGCAGAGCAACUGGUGAACGAUCUGGAACAGAGCCCGUUCCUGAACGUGUCUUUCGCCGUACUUCAAACCGAAGGGCAGCUGUCUCGCGAGCUCCAGAAUGCGAUAAAAUCCAUCUUUCACGUGGAAUCUCGUACGGUGGCUUUCAGCAAUCGGCGCUCGGUCGUUGAGGACGUUAACAAAUGGGCAUCAGACGUCACAAAUGGCCGCAUCCUUAACUAUCUGGCCGAGUCGGAUGUGGACGUCAAUGUGGAGAUGAUGCUGCUGAGCGCGAUGCAUAUGCAUGCAAACUGGGCCCAAAAGUUCGAUAUGGAACGAACCGCUGAAGAAACGUUCCAGUUCCGCAAUGGACCCAGAUCGGUGGAAAUGAUGAGUGUUUCGCUGGAGUUGUUGUACUACGCGCAGCAUUCGUUCCACGCCGUACAGCUACCGUACAGCGAGGAGAGUGAUCUUACUAUGUGGAUCCUCAUGCCCCAUCGUAACGGUACGUUCGAUGAGCUGAUGGAACUGCUCACUGUCGAAUUGUUGGACGAGCUGGAAACGUCCGCCAUGCCCAAGAUGGUGGAUCUAUGGCUGCCCAAGUUCUCCAUCAGCGACAGUCAUGAUGCGCGCGACGUGCUCAAGCGCAUGGGCCAUGGGACGCUGUUCGAUGUGGAAGGAUUUGCCGUGUACCAGAACCACCAAUCGAUGUUGGGUACGAUGAAGCAGAGCACCUUCAUACAGGUCGAUGAAUGGGGAACGGAAGCGGCAGCCGUCACGUCAAUCGGGACGAAAUUCCGCAUCCGAAACACCCAGUUCCGGGCUGACAAACCGUUCAUUUUCAUCAUUAAAAAGUUGUCGAUCGACACAAUACUUUUUGUGGGGCAUUACUCCAACCAUGACUAG
Anopheles maculipalpis is the source of this 1155-nucleotide messenger RNA. RefSeq names its product leukocyte elastase inhibitor-like. The record is from RefSeq and is a predicted model, not a curated record. NCBI's taxonomy places the organism in Eukaryota, Metazoa, Arthropoda, Insecta, Diptera, Culicidae. The transcript has 2 exons. Gene Ontology annotation, molecular function: serine-type endopeptidase inhibitor activity. Bases 1 to 1155 code for a protein of 384 amino acids.